CUGAGAACCUUUAAAACUAUGUUAUCCAAUAAGUAAUUAUUACUUAUUGAUUACACACCUGUAAUCCCAGCACUUGGGAGGCUGAGGCGGGCAUAUCAUUUGAGGUCAGAAGUUUGAGACCAGCCUGGCCAACAUGGUGACACCCCGCCUCUACUAAAAAAAAAAUACAAAAAAAAUUAGCCAGUGCUGGUAAUCCCAGCUACUUGGGAGGCAGAGGCGUGAGAAUCGCUUGAACCCAGGAGGCAGAGGUUGCAUUGAGCGCAGAUUGUGCCACUGGACUCCAGCCUGGAUGAAAGAGACCCCCUCUAAAAAAAAAAAAAAGGCAUCCAAGGCAGUGGGACAUCUGGCUUCUGAAUGGGAACCUUUAUAGCACCAGCGACCAAAGAGAGAAUUAAAUAUGGGUGAUGUUGAAAAAGGCAAGAGAAUUUUUGUUCAGAAGUGUGCCCAGUUCCACACUGUUGAAAAGGGAGGCAAACAGGUGGCUGGGUCAAAUCUCCAUGGUCUCUUUGUGGGGAAGACAGAUCAGGCCAUUGGAUUCUCUUAUACAGAGGCCUAUAAGAACAAAAGCAUCUCCUGGGGAGAGGAUACACUCAUGGAGUAUUUGGAGAAUCCCAAGAAGCACAUCCCCGGAACAAAAAUGAUCUUCGCAGACAUGAAGAACAAGGCAGAAAGGGCAGCCUUGAUAGCUCAUCUCAAAAAAAGCUACCAAUGAAUAAUAACAGGCUGGAGUGCAAUGGUGCGAUCUCAACUCACUGCAACAUCCGUCUCCCCUGUUCAAGUGAUUCUCCUGCCUCAGCAUCCCAAGUAGCUGGGAUUACAGGUGCCCGCCACCACGCGCAGCUAAUUUUUGUAUUUGUAGUAGAGAUGGGGGUUUCACCAUGUUGCCGGGCUGGUCUCGAACUCCUGACCUCAGGUGAUCAGCCCGCCUUGGACUCCCAAAGUGUUGGGAUUAUAAGCGUUAAGCCAUCACGCCCGGUGAAAUUUUUUCUUGGAAAUUAUUGCUCCCAUUAUUGAGAAUCACUAGGCGUAAUGGCAACUCUGUGGUAAUAAUGUUUCUAAAAGCUUCA
Gorilla gorilla gorilla (western lowland gorilla) is the source of this 1067-nucleotide messenger RNA. RefSeq names its product cytochrome c-like. NCBI's taxonomy places the organism in Eukaryota, Metazoa, Chordata, Mammalia, Primates, Hominidae. The record is from RefSeq and is a predicted model, not a curated record. Gene Ontology annotation, molecular function: heme binding; electron transfer activity. Bases 398 to 712 code for a protein of 104 amino acids. The transcript has 2 exons.